Molecule: messenger RNA, 1683 nt
Organism: Athene cunicularia (burrowing owl)
Lineage: Eukaryota; Metazoa; Chordata; Aves; Strigiformes; Strigidae
Product: zinc finger protein 687-like
Exons: 1
Source: RefSeq, a predicted model, not a curated record
AAAGGCCGAGGAGCAGCGUUGUGCUUUGCCCGAGGGGCUGGAGGCCGGGUUCAAAGGGAAGGCGCGCGGGGGUUUUGUGCGUAGUCUGGGGCUGAGGAGAAGCACGUUCCCGGGGCACGGUGCUAACGCUCCUCUCCUUGCUCUGUUGCAGACUCUGCCAUAUUCCCCACCAUGGGUGACAUGAAAACUCCAGAUUUCGAUGACCUGCUGGCAGCUUUCGAUAUUCCUGACAUCGACACGAACGAGGCCAUCCAUUCCGGGCACGAGGAAGCUGAUGCUCACAUCAAGCCAGUCCCCGGGGAGCCGGGACCCCCAGACCACGUCCUCCCCCACACGGACAUCACCGCUGUCAGCGUGAUCGUGAAGAACACGGUCUGCCCCGAGCAGCUCGAUGCCCUGGACGGGCGCAGCAAGGAUGGGCACGUCAUCGGGCCCCGCUUGCUGCAGAAUGGCUUUGGGGCCACCGAGAUGCCCAGGUCCCCCACCGCCAGGUCCGUGGAAGCCGUGGCAUCCUCCAACGGGGAGUGCUGGGUGAAGGAGAAAGGCCCCAAACCCCUGGAUAUCUUCUCCCACUUCAGCCCCGAUCCCAACGAAGACAACGCUGCCAACCUGAUCGACAGACCCCGGGAGUGUAAGCCGAAGGAGAAGUCCCUCGCCGUGCCCUCGCUCUCCCCGUCUCCCACCCCGUCGCUGGACUGCAAAGAGCCCCUGGGAGAGAGCACGGAGAACCUGCCGCCGGCUUUCCCACAGCCCUUCGAGACCAGCCAGGCUGGGGGUGCCAGCGGGUCCCCCCCUACCAUCCCCUGCAUCAAGAAAGAGGAGUCCGACUCGGAGGAGGUGGGCCGCGAAGCCAGCCCGAAGGGUUUGGCUGCGGCCUUGGCUGACAGUCCCUUGGAUCACCUGAAAUCUGUCACCGUUCGCUACUCCACGGAUGAUUCUCCCAUCGUGGCCUGGCCCGGUUCUGACCCAAACCUCGACAGCAGCACCAACAACCUUCCUGAAGUGAAACACUCACCCGCCAGCCCCCGCGAGCCCUUCUUCAAGCCUUCCUCGCCCGUGGUACAGAGCCCCCGGCUCCCCCCUUCUCCAAAGCAGCUGGACAACAUCACCCUCAAGGAAGAGCAAGAAGUGCUGGAGAAGUCGAUGGGAAGUCCGCAGAGUAUGUCCAGCGCCGAGGAAGAGGAGGAGGAAGAAGACAACAACAACGAUUCCCCUUCUUCCAAUUCCUCGCGGCCCCUGAAAGUGCGGAUUAAAACCAUCAAAACGUCUUGUGGCAGCAUCACCCGGACGGUGACCAGGGUCUCGUCGGAUUCGGAGCCGGGCUCCACCAAGGGGCCGUCGGAGCAGAGCUCGCAGGAGGCUUCUCUCGAGGCUGCCGGCUUCUCGGCGUCAGCAGAGAAAGAGGAAGGGAUCGUGCUGGAGGUGCCCAAGGAGAAAAUGGAGCUCUCCAGCCCCUUGAAAACCAUCGAGGGGCCAAAGAUCGUCAGCGUCCAGCUCGGCAACGGCACCAAGCUCAAGGGCACUGUCCUGCCCGUCUCCACCAUCCAGAACGCCAGCAGCGCCAUGCUGAUCGCUGCCAGCGUGGCGCAGCAGAAAUCCGUGGUGCUGCCGGCCAAGACGGGGAAAGCCGUGGCCAAGAACAUCAUCAACCUGGUGCCCCAGACCCUGCCCAAAGCCGACACC